This is a messenger RNA of Gongylonema pulchrum, 483 nucleotides long. NCBI's taxonomy places the organism in Eukaryota, Metazoa, Nematoda, Chromadorea, Rhabditida, Gongylonematidae. The record is from the annotation of a GenBank genome assembly.
CCAGAAGGGACCGAUGAGUUGAAGAGAAAGCAGCUUAUGGAGCUGGCGAUUAUUAAUGGAACAUAUCGCCCGGUCAACAAAUACCCAAUACAGACGCCACGUCUGAUCGCGCCAAUGACACUCGUCUCGCCGAUCCGUCAUCCGAAUGGCUCAAUCGCUGCUCAGCCGUUCUUUGUUUCGCCAGCAGGUAGUCCAAUUACGCCAGGCACAAAUAUCAGUACGCCAUCAGCUGUUAACGCAUUCAUGCAGUCACCGAAUAUCGACUACAAUGUGAUGAUGAAUCAACUGUCCUUCGACACGGCGCUCCAGUCAUUCCCGAUCGCCAAUGACUUCCAGCAGCACUCAUCGGCGCAGUCCUAUCCGACCGCAACCUCGCUUCUGAACGCCGCAGCAGCAUCGACUAAUAACAAUACGCUGCAGUCAUAUUUCAUUGACUCUAAUUCGAUCACUCCUCCCGAAUCCACGGGCUCUGGACGUCGCUGA